UCCUUUCUUUGUCUGUACUUUUUUGCCAUCAUGGUGUCGAGAAGUUCUCCAGUGAAUAUAUCUUCUUUAGUCUUGCAAAAAUAAAUUCCAGAGACACAGCUUUGCGCUCGAAAGGAUUGAAUGAGAUGAACCAUCUGGGUUAUAGUAUCUAAAGGGCUAAGUUAUUCUUUUGGAGAGACAUUCUAAAUGAGCCUGACCGAGAUACUGGAUCUGUGUGAAGAGGACUAAGGAUAUAGGAUGUCAACUGAGACAGAACUUCAAGUGGCUGUUAAAACCAGCACAAAGAAAGACUCAAAAAAGAAAGGUCAGGAUCGCAGUGAAGCCACUUUAAUAAAGAGGUUUAAAGGUGACGGUGUCCGAUACAAAGCAAAACUGAUUGGGAUAGAUGAGGUUUCUGCAGCACGAGGAGACAAGUUAUGUCAAGAUUCCAUGAUGAAACUCAAGGGAAUUGUUGCUGCCGCUCGUUCAAAAGGAGAACAUAAACAGAAAAUCUUUCUAACCGUCUCCUUUGGAGGAAUCAAAAUCUUUGAUGAAAAGACUGGACUACUCCAGCACCAUCAUGCAGUUCAUGAAAUUUCAUAUAUUGCAAAGGAUAUCACAGAUCACCGAGCAUUUGGAUAUGUGUGUGGAAAAGAGGGAAAUCAUAGAUUUGUGGCAAUAAAAACAGCCCAGGCAGCUGAACCUGUAAUUCUGGACUUGCGAGAUCUGUUUCAGCUCAUUUAUGAAUUGAAACAAAGGGAAGAAAUGGAAAAAAAGGCACAAAAGGACAAGCAGUGUGAACAAGCAGUGUACCAGACAAUUUUGGAAGAAGAUGUAGAAGAUCCUGUAUACCAGUACAUUGUGUUUGAGGCUGGACAUGAGCCAAUCCGUGAGCCUGAAACAGAAGAAAACAUUUACCAGGUUCCUACCAGCCAAAAAAAGGAAGGUGUUUAUGAUGUGCCAAAAAGUCAACCUGUAAGUGCUGUUACCCAACUAGAGCUUUUUGGGGACAUGUCCACUCCUCCCGAUGUAACCUCUCCCCCAACUCCUGCAACUCCAGGUGAUGCCUUUAUCCCAUCUUCAUCCCAAUCACUUCCUGGUAGUACAGACAUGUUUGGUUCUGUACCGUUCAGCACUGCUGCCGUACCCUCAGGUUAUGUUGCAAUGGGAGCUGUCCUGCCAUCCUUCUGGGGACAGCAACCACUCGUUCAACAACAGUUGACCCUAGGUGCUCAGCCUCCAGUUGCUCAGGUGAUGCAGGGAGGACAGCCAAUAGCCUGGGGCCAACCUGGUAUUUUUUCUCCUACCCAGCAACCAUGGCCAACCGUAGCUGGUCAGUUCCAGCCAACUGCCUUCAUGCCAACACAAACUGUUAUGCCUAUACAAGCAGCCAUGUUUCAAGGUACCAUUGCUCCCAUUGCUACUGUUCCACCCACAAGCGAUUCCACCAGAUCAAGUCCACAGACAGACAGGCCCAGACAGAAAAUGGGAAAAGAAAUGUUUAAAGAUUUCCAGAUGGCUCAGCCUCCUCCAGUGCCAUCAAGAAAACCAGAUCAGCCUUCCCUCACUUGUACCUCAGAGGCCUUCUCAAGUUAUUUUAACAAAGUUGGGAUGGCACAGGAAGCAGAUGAUUGUGAUGACUUUGACAUCUCUCAGUUAAAUUUGACUCCUGUGACUUCUACAACACCGUCCACAAACUCACCUCCAACCCCUGCUCCCAGACAGAGUUCUCCAUCCAAAUCAUCAGCAUCUCAUACCAGUGACCCUACUGCAGAUGACCUCUUUGAAGAGGGGUUUGAAAGCCCAAGCAAAAGUGAAGAGCAGGAUGCUCCUGAUGGAUCUCAGGCCUCAUCCAACAGUGAUCCAUUUGGUGAGCCCAGUGGUGAUACUAUAAAUCCACAGGUCGGUAGCUAGAUAGCGCAGGUUUGGGAAGAUGAACCUCUCUACGCCCAGAUCAACAGACCUAAGAAAUAGCAUUGUUACAGGCUUGUGGUGCUUCAAGACUCAAAUGAAAAUCUACAACCUGACAGGCCUUUGGCACUCAUGCUUUUUUCCGCAAUUGAUCUUGUCUGACAAAAGAUAAAUGAUUGCCCGACUGGAUCCGUUCUACAAACUUACCUGACGGUUUUUGGCAACCAAUGGCAAAUUUCUAUGGCAGCACAAAAAUAAAAACGAGCCCUGCUUACCAUACAGAGUCCAGCCCUCUCGCCAUGAGUUUUGAGUACACAGAAUCGGAAAUCUUAACUCCUUGUUCUUCUUUUAAACUUUUAUCUUCUAUGCGCCACAUAUGAAUACUAAGCGUUUGAAAUUCAUCACGUAUUAGGCAUUCUUUUUCUUUUACGCAGAAAAAGCAGAAACAGUAUGUAGCAGCGGCAUCAUCAUUCACCAGCCUUUCAGGCACAAGUCGGCACUUUUUAUGACAUGGUGACAUGUUUCUCAUCAUCAUUUACACCAGGCGGAUCCUGACACAUUUUCCCCGUUAGGUAUAUUUAAAAAAAAAAAAUACUGGCUGUGUCAUUUUUUUUGUUUGUAUUUCUGUUCUGUUUGUUUUGUAUGAGUGACAGAGUCUAACAGCAAAAUGCCUCCUGUGGAAAUGAGUCCAAACUUGAAACCGCAGAAUAAAACUGCAUUGAUGGUUCAUCCUGACCGAAAAAUGUUGCCAAAUGGACCUUUAUAUUAGUGCAUCAUGAGGAAGAAAUGCUACUUUUCUGUUUGAAUACUCAUGCUGUGGGUAGAGAAAGGACAUCAGAUCUCAUUGAUGAAAGAGAUGAAAACUACAUUAUUUCCUAGGAAACUCGUUAAAAAAAAAAAGUACAGUAAAAGGAAUAUUUUUUAUUUCUUCAAUCUCUUGCUGCUGUAAUGCUAUGCAGACAAGCAUUUUCUUCUCUGUGUGCCAUUUUUGAAGAAAAAUCAUUUGCCAAAUAAUUCUGGUAUGAUUCUGGUUUAUGGAUUUGGAUAAAACAGACUUUUAAAUGGGACACCAGUGGCAUGAAUUUUGGAAUAACAAACUGAUUCUGUGAUCAAACUGUUCAUCUUUAUCACUUUUUUGUACAUCAGAAAAUUCAAAUGGGAUUUUUAUUUUAUAACUUGAAAAAAAAAUCUUACUGUUAAACUCUUUAAAUGUUUAAGGGGAAAUGGCUUUAAGGAGUUCGAAUGAAAAUUGCCAGUUUUUUUGUAAAUAUAAAUGUUCUGGAAGUUCUUUUAAUAAUGCCAUUACACAGUAGAGAAGGUAGCAAAUUUCAGUGCUUGGGAGGUGUGGCAAACCCAAAUGGUGGUUUUUGCAUCACGUAUGUUUUCUCACAUGCUUAUGACAAUGGGCUGAGGCUCAAGUGCAUUUGCCAACAGCAGUUAGCUUGUCAGCGACUAGUUAAAUUGAUGGGAACACAUGAUUUUUAUGAUCUAGCUUUUUCCAUACAAAUGUAUUCCAUAUCUUUUUCUUUAAAAAAAAAAAAUCACAUUUCAUGGACAUUUCUUUAUGAUUCUGACAUCUCUUCAUGGAAAUCAUCAAACUGUUUACACACAGAUCAGAAGAAUUAAAAACUUCCUUUUUUUACAUUUAUGAAACAGAAGUGCAGUGUUUGGGUUCAUAUGUUUAGCACAUGAUUUUCAGGAAAAAAAAAACUAUAUUUUUGCCCUACAGAGAGUUGUUAUACAGGUCAAAUGUGUUUUCCUGAUGUUCCUAUGCAGUUACAAUGUAUUGAAUUUAGUGGUUUAACACUAAAAAAAGUUUAAACAAAUCAAAUGAUUAAUCUGUUUUUAGGGUUAUUGUGCCGAUUUUGUUUUUAAAUUGAAACAUUAGGCUUUCCAUUUCUGUCAUUGAUUAAAAUAGGCCUGGAGUUGUAAACUUUUUACUUUCAGUCAUCUAUAUAUAAACUAGAAAAGUGUUUAGAAAUCAGUUUAUUUGCUGUAAACAAGGAAAGCUGAAAGACGAGCAGGGGUAGUCAUUGUACAACCAAAUCUCAUAACAUAAUUCCAGUCUCUUGUGUUGAAUUAGAUGCAUGAGCGAAUGUAUGCGAAUGACAGAUUAUCUGUGGAUAGACCUAAUGAACAUACAGAGAAAACGUGUUUUAUCCCCAUCCACCAUAUUCUUUGGUCCAUGCAAACAGCUGGUAGCAAAGUCAUUUUCACGUCAGAAGAAAGAGGCAAGCAGUUAUCUAACUUUAGGAGUUAAAUUAAAACAUACAGGUUGUAUGUUUGGGGAUUAAAAUAAGGAAAAAAAUAUAUUCCCGAGGGGCAUUUCUUUUUACUAUUUUUGCUUUCAAUAAGUGGUGCUACUUUCUUCCUCAGUCAAGCUCUUUUAGGUUUUCUCUUGCAAAAUGGGCCCAUCGAGAUAAUCAUUUUGAUUCUUCAUAAACAUUUGAAGUAUUGUAUAGUCAGUGCAUUUUCAGUUAUGCAGUAAAAUGUUCAAAGAGAAAGAAAAGCAAAGUCAUGGCUCAGUAAAUCCAUUGUCAUUCCAUUUAUAGAGUUCAGACUGACCUACCUUUGGGUGGAAGAAGUCCACGCAAAAAGUAGGUAAAUGUUGAAUAGGGUUGGGAUUUUUGGAUGAUCCAUGAGAGAUGAUAGUCCACAUUGCCAUUGACUGUUUUCUUCAUUUUAAUCAGCGUUAGG
Gavialis gangeticus (Gharial) is the source of this 4587-nucleotide messenger RNA. RefSeq names its product DAB1, reelin adaptor protein (gene DAB1). The transcript has 16 exons. The record is from RefSeq and is a predicted model, not a curated record. Lineage: Eukaryota; Metazoa; Chordata; Crocodylia; Gavialidae. The coding region runs from base 238 to 1893 and encodes 551 amino acids. Gene Ontology annotation, biological process: lateral motor column neuron migration; ventral spinal cord development.